This is a messenger RNA of Equus caballus (horse), 986 nucleotides long. Its product is annotated as antileukoproteinase. Lineage: Eukaryota; Metazoa; Chordata; Mammalia; Perissodactyla; Equidae. Gene Ontology annotation, molecular function: serine-type endopeptidase inhibitor activity. The record is from RefSeq and is a predicted model, not a curated record. Gene Ontology annotation, cellular component: extracellular region.
GUAGGGCCACACCCACUAGCGAAAAUAUAAAUAGUGAGGUUUGGCAUUGGCCGUUAGAACUACCUCUGUUCUCACCAUGAAGUCCAGCAGCCUCUUCCCCCUCGUGCUUCUUGCCCUGGGAACCCUGGCACCUUGGACUGUGGAAGGUGCUAGAAAUGCUUCAAAAGCUGGAGCCUGCCCUCCUCGAAGGCUUGCCCAGUGCUUUAGAUAUGAGAAGGCUGAGUGCCAGAGUGACUGGCAGUGUCAAGGGGAGAAGAAAUGUUGCCGGGAUACUUGUGGAAUCAAAUGCCUGGACCCCAUUGCCAUCUCGAAGCCAGUUGAGAAGAAGCCUGGGAACUGUCCAGUGCCUCCUGGCCAAUGUCUGAUGCUUGACCCCCCCAAUCACUGUGAGACAGAUGGCCAGUGCCAGGGUCACCUCAAGUGCUGCACAGGCAUGUGUGGGAAAGCCUGCAUUUCCCCUGUGAAAGGGGAAGAAUCUGGAGAUGAUUUCGCUGGUUCCUAUAUUGAAGCGCUGAUCUGAUUUUCUCUCACAGCCUGAUUUCCGCAGUUUGGAAAAGGCUCUGGAUCCUCUGUGUGGUCUUGGAAUUCCCUUUCUGCUCCCAGGCUUGGAUCCCUGGGGGACUUCAUGGUGAAGAUGUGGUUCUACCAUCAAUACCUCCUUUGGGGAAAGCUUGGCACACAGCAGGCUUUCAGGAAAUGCCUGUUGAUUGGUGAAUAAAUAAGUGAGCAUAUCUCUCUCUGUACAGCCUGCUUCUGUGGUUCACCGGGGGGUCCGAGUUGGGUGGGAGGUGAUGAGGGAAUGUCUGGACGUGAGGCAUCCCUCCUACAGAUGUGGAGAGGAAGGAAGAGGCUUAGGGGCUGGACAGACACGAAUUUACAUCGUGAGUCUGAAAAAACUGGCUCUGUGAUUUUGAACAAGUGAUUUGUCUCCUAAAUCUCAAUUUCUCUAUCUGCAAAGUGGCAAUAAAUAUCACCUUCUUACAGUG